This is a messenger RNA of Armigeres subalbatus, 998 nucleotides long. Its product is annotated as farnesol dehydrogenase-like. The transcript is spliced from 2 exons. Lineage: Eukaryota; Metazoa; Arthropoda; Insecta; Diptera; Culicidae. The coding region runs from base 164 to 901 and encodes 245 amino acids. The record is from RefSeq and is a predicted model, not a curated record. Gene Ontology annotation, molecular function: oxidoreductase activity.
UUCUGCAUGACGAAAACAAAUUGAGUUAAUCAACGCUGAAGCUCUGCGCUUCCACCUAGAAUCAAAAUUAUAAAACACAGAAAUGCCAAAAAAUUAGAUUCAGUUGGAAUCGUGAUUGCAACCGCUACACAUCGCAGAAUCUUUUCAGUUGACAUCAUCAGCGAUGGAACGUUGGUCGGGAAAAGUAGCCAUCGUAACCGGCGCUAGUUCGGGAAUCGGUGCCGCAACCGCGAAAGAUUUGGUCAAAGCAGGAAUGGUGGUCGUUGGACUGGCACGCCGUGUGGACCGUGUCGAAGCACUGAAGACUGACUUGCCCGCAUCGGCGGCCGAUCGUCUCCAUGCCGUCAAGUGCGAUGUGUCCAAGGAGGAAGACAUUCUGCAGGUGUUCAAGUGGGUAGAGGAGAAGUUCGGAGGUGUUGAUGUUUUGAUCAAUAAUGCUGGAAUCGUACGGCAAACGGAUUUGAUAGAUGCCGAUAACACCAAAAUGCUGCGAGAAGUGUUGGAUACGAACGUGCUGGGACUGGUGCUGUGCAGUCGGGAGGCUUAUCAAUCGAUGAAGAAACGGUCGGUCGAUGGCCACAUUGUGCAUAUCAACAGCGUCCUUGGUCACACAGUGCUCAACUUCCCACAUUUGAAUGUUUAUCCUGCUUCCAAGCAUGCUGUUACUGCCAUUACCGAAACUAUGCGGAACGAGCUGAGAACUGCUGGGACCAAGAUUAAAAUAACGAGUAUCAGCCCUGGUGUGGUGCGCACAGAAAUUGUACCGGAAUCUUUCAUAGAACAAGGUCACCCAAUGUUAGAAUCGGAAGACAUUUCCGAAGCCGUUUUAUAUGUGCUUGGAACGCCACCACGAGUGCAAAUCCAUGAAGUCAUAAUCAAACCAGUUGGUGAAACGUUCUAGAUUCUAUAUUGUGUAGAUUGAAAAAUGAAACUUAAAUUUACGUUCAUCAUCAUCGUGUAGAUUCAAAUUCUUGCAUAUUUAGCCGGCUUAGUUUUUG